AUGGCUUUAAACCCUCUGCUCAUCUACAAUUACAACCAUUAUGCUGAAAAUGUAGGAGCUCAGGAGCAGUGUACAGACUUGCGUGGUCGCUUGAUUUCCCAUGGCCUUCAUUACGUGCCUGGUCCGGAUACUUGCACGCUCUGCGUUUGUGACAAUGGGCUACCUAAAGUAUGCAAAGCGGUCUUAUGCUCACCACCUCAGGACUGCCGAUCAUUCCGUGUGGGUAACACAUGCUGUGAAUUCAUUUGCCUGGAUGACGUCGUCAAACCGGUCGAGGGUGGAGAAGCCAAUGUACGUAUGGCAGCUGGCGGCGCGUUAGUAGUCGUACUCUUGACUAUUGCUCUUGUAGUCUACAGAGUAAGGAAACAAAAGAGACGAAGACCUCCCCACGCUGAUGAUCAGAGAAGUUUGACGAGUAUCGGUUAUAUAAGCGGCAGUAUGGGAUACAUGGGUGGAACAUGCGAGACUGCGCUUGCGGCGUGGAAACCGCCUACCAACUAUCUGCCACGCGGAGAGGCACCGCCGCCCUACGACGAGGUCGUGGCGCAAACGAGACAGGACAACAUGAGGCUUGCGAAUGAGAUGUCUUAUCACCGCACAUACCCCGCUACAGUUGAAACGCUGGCGAGGCCCGACGACUCUGUGCAGUGUGUAGGACACGGCUAUGUCAAUAUACAGCGCCCCGUUACACAAAUUGCGAACACACAAAAUUCUUACAAUGCUCCACUGCUGCAGCCAGUUCAUCAGGUUGAGAACAGAGAGCCCGCGUCAAUGCCCCACCAUCCAAUUGCACCUAACGUGGUUAGUUUUCCAAGUGCGAUUCGUCUGACAGGUUCGUUAGGCGCGAUCAGCAAUCGAGGACUGUUGUCGGUUUUACAACGCGAGCCGGACCACGAGCGGCCACACAACGUACCCGGCUUCUAUACCAACAAUCACAACGUUCACACUUCACUCCACCGCACCAUCCCACGCAUCUCUACAGCUGUAGACACCACGCUCCUGGACACACCCAUCUCGGGGUUUAACCGUGCGGACCGGUCCCUACACAACGAGAUCAGACGGUCGUUCCACAAGCCGAGCGACAACAACAGACACAAUAUGGCCGACACUGGUCGCAGCAUGCCCAGAAAUUUGAAUCUCGCCUCCGCCAAUGAUAUUACUAGAAACAUUGAAACUACGCUGGACGAUCCCAGCGGCGCUCGCCUGAGCGGCGGCUGGCGCGCGCGCACGCACAGCGACGAGCACGUGCGCGCCGAGCCGCCCGCGCCCCCCCCGCCCGCCGCGCCUGUCGCGCCCCCCGCGCCCGCCGCGCCCGCCCCGCCCACGCUGCCCCUCACCGUCGACAAGCCAUCAUGCGUUUGCAGUUACGAACAAACGAACGCACCCGGCACAGAGGAGACCGAUGAUUACCGCAGCGAGUGUGAAAACUGCAAGUCGGCCAGCAGCUCAAGGUGGGUGCUGGAGGAGGGGUGGGAGGGCGCGGCGGGCGCCGGCACGCAGACGCUGCAGCGCCGCGCCCCGCCCCCCGCGCAGGCGCCGCCCGCCACCGCCACGCUGCCGCAGCCCGUCACCAAGCAGGGUCGAACCGUGAUGGGUCCGCCAUCCAACUGGGAGAACUGGUUCAAAACGAUCCCUGACUCCGACUCUGAGUCCGAAGAAGAAUAA
Molecule: messenger RNA, 1665 nt
Organism: Arctia plantaginis
Lineage: Eukaryota; Metazoa; Arthropoda; Insecta; Lepidoptera; Erebidae
Source: the annotation of a GenBank genome assembly